AUGUUGGAAUCCCACUCAAGCAACUCAAGCUUGGAAGAGCGGGAAGAAGCAUUAGAGAAACUGAGACUAUUGGUUUCACAAAAACAACAGCAAAUUGAUGAUUUAUUAUUAUUAAAAGACCAAAAUAGAGAAUAUAAACAGAAAAUCAGGGAGUUUUCUGAUAAAGUUAUAAAGCAAAAGUCAUCAAUAUCAGAAAAAAAUAAAAUGAUUUCAAGAAUAUAUCUCGAAUUCGACUUAAAUCUUGAAUCAGAUUUUCAGGAGAACUUAGAAAAGCUUAUAACAAUUGCAAAACAGUACAAAACCUAUCAAAAGUUCAUUAAUUCAAUAGGAAUAUUAUUUAAUAUCGAUAAUCCUGAAGAAGAUUCAAAAAUUCAGGAAAUAACGGAACAAAUGAUGCAAUUUUCCGAAACAUCUACAAUAUUAGAGAAUGUACAAACAUUGCUUCAUUGUUCUAAAGACGAAAUUCAAAAAGCCGUCGAAAAUUUAGUACAAGAGCAAAAACCUAAUCAAGUAGCUCAUAAUCAUAUUGCUGACAUUCUUGAAAUGACAAAAUGGGAUGCAGAUAAUACAGCUUCAGCUAUUGGCUCCCUUAAACACAAUUUUAUGGAAUUAAAUAACCAAUUUGAUGAUAUUUGUUCAAUUCUUAAUCUAAAUCGUGAAAAGGCAAAUCUACCACGUGAUAUUUCCAGAUUAAUGCAUCAAUUCGAGGAUAUCAAAGAGAAACAACAAGAAUGCGAAAAUCAUAUUCAGCAAUUGAAAGAAAUUCUUCAUGAGCAAGAUAGUGAUGCAGAUAAGCUUAUUGAUGUCGUUACAAAACUAAAGAAAGAAUCCGAUAUUACUAAUAAAAAAGCUCAAUUAUCCGAAAUUGUCAACAAAGAUAAAAUUAACGAACUUCAACAACAAUCCAACUUGAUUUCAAGGCUUAAGCAGCUUGUUGGAACAAUGGAUCAAGAUGUUGAUCUCGAGCAAUCAACUCAAAGAUUAAUUGCAGAAAACGUAUCGAACAAGCAAAUUCUUGAUGAGAUUCUUGAAGCUCUUCCAGAACGAUCAAUCAUAUCUGAAGCAACAAUUUCCGAAGUUAUUAAGAAAGCCAUUAGUAAAUCUGACGCAUUUGAUGAUAUUUGCCAAGUUUUGGAACAAGAUCCUGAGAAAAUUCCAUAUUCUGAUGUAGUCAAUAUUGUAUCUCAACUCCAAACUGCCCAAAUUUCGAAAUCUAAAACAAAUAAUUCUUUCUCUAUUGAUAAUAAUAAACAAAUUAUGGAUGGACUGCUUUCUGUAUGUGAAGGAGCUGAUAGCAACAACAUUUCUGGUGAACUUAAUGAAAUUAAGAACAAAUUAAACGAAUUAUUUAAUAAGAAGCAAACCAAUUCCGAAAUCCUAGAUCUGGUUAAUGAUAUUGUUCAGAGGCUCGCAGAGAUAUUUGGCUUGGAUUCUGAAUCAAAUAUUUUAGAAAAAUUCAAAUUACAAAAAUCUCUUAAUCAAUAUAGUGAUGCAUCAUAUGAAGAAGAAAAUGCCGAAAAUACAACUGCCAAUAUGCAACAACUUGCAAAAAUCUUAAAUACUGAAAAUGCAAAUGAAAUUCCACAAAAAGUAGAGGAAAUGAGCGAACAAAUCUCAGCUAUAUCACAAAUAGUAGAUAAUAAUACAUGCGAUGUUAUCGAAAAUGUAAAAGAACUCAAAAAUGUUGUUGAUGAAAUCAAUAAAAUCCUAUCUGCCAUCAAGAGGAAUGAUAAAUCACCAAGAAAGCCUGAGAAUGAACGUUUGGAGCUUGUCAACAAGGUUAGAGAGAUGAGAGAUUGUUUAAGCUCGAUUUCGAAAUUAUUAGAUGUUCCUUAUAUUGCAGAUCUACCAAGAAAGAUCAAAGAAAUGAAAGAAAGGAUAUCGCAACCAGAAAGCAAGACAGAAGAGUCGAUACCGUUCUCAUCAAAGAGCAAGGAAUUAUCUCCAAUCAAAAAAGAUGAAGAUUUCCAAGUAAAUAGUGAUAUUGAAGAUCUCGAAAACAUCAAAGAUAUGAUAAUUGGUGUAUUUGAUGGAGGAAAUAUGAAUCAAAUCUAUGAAAUCUUGCAAAAAUUGAAAGAUGAAAUAAUUAAAGGUGACGAUGACCAAGAAGUUGCAAAUAUUGCAAGAUCAUUGUUCAUACAAGACGAAUUAGACGUUAAUUCCACAUCUCCAAGGACUCAAAGUUCAAUUUCUCUGAUUUCAUUAAGUCCAUUAACUCCAAAAAUGAAUAAAACAGUUGAUUCUGUUGAAAACCAAGUUAAAGAGAUGUCACAAAUGAAAGCUGCACUUGAUGCCGUUUGUGAAGAGCUUGGCAUCGAAGAUACAAACGAAAUUGUUGAAAAGGUCAAAGAAUUAAAUGAAGAUUUAUCACAAUUCCAUUCUUUGUUGGGUGUAGAUGAUAAAGAACAAAGUUGGCAGAGAGUCAAAGAGAUGAUUUAUGUAUUAGAUAAAACUAAAAAUGAAUUAGAAGCAAAACAAGAAAACGAAAUUCCGAAAAUUGCCAAAAAUUUGAAGCAAAAAGUCACAAAAAUUUCCGAAAUUCUCGGAAAUCCAAAGGAUUUAGAGAGAAGAGUACAGCAAUUGCAAGAUGAAAACACUCAUUAUACUAAUUCAGCAAAGAAAGCUGAACAACAAAACUCAGACAAAGAACUUUUGGAAAUCAUUGGAAAUGUCACAAAAACAUUAAAUUUGAAGGAUAAAAAAGACAUUUCUACAAAAGUCCAAGAGAUGAAAGGCAUUCUUUCUAGUGUUUCUAAGACAUUAAGAGUUGAUAAUAGUAAAAUCAAAGAAAAGGUGAAUGACUAUUCCAAUAUUGUUGUUCAAUGUUCAGUUUUACUGGAUUCAACUAAAAAUUACAACGAAAUUCCUCAAAAACUGAAAGAAAUUAAGCAAGAAAUGGAUGAAUUGAAGGAAAUUUUGGACACAGAAGACGUCAAUGAAGAAGUCAUGAAACUCAAUGAUCAGAUGAAUGAAAUAAAGAAAGUUCUUGAAACAGAUGAUGCUUUGGAUGAAGUUAAAAAACUUAAAGAAGAAAAAGAAAAUGAAAUCCAAGAAAAAAUGGAAAAUUUGAAGAAAAUGGAUCAAAUACAAAGCUCACAAAAGAUUAUUUGUGGAAUAGUUGGUAAACAAACUAUAGAUGAUGCUAUAAAUGAGAUCAAAUCAUUAAAGGAACAAAUUCAAAAAUUAAAGAAUGAAAUUUCAGUUAAAAGUGACAAAAUUUUGAAUGACAUCAAAGAAAAGAUGAAAUUACCGGAAGCAACAACAGAACAAGAUCUUGUUGAUGCAAUUGCUGUCAUGGAAAUUGAAAAUGAAGAGUUGAAAGAAAAUGAUAAGAAACUGAGAGAAAUUUUCAAUUCUGACAUUUCUGUUGACACUUUAGAGAUAUUAAAAGAAGUAGAGAAUCUGAAACAAAAAGAAGACCAACUCAAAAGCCUGGUUGAAAGUGAAAAUUUGGUCGAUGAAAUCCAAAAACUAAAUGAAAAUCAACAAAGAAUUUUGGAUGAAUGUGAUAAAAGUGACAUAAGUGAAGUGAUCGAAGAAAUCAAAGAUCUCAAGAAAUUGCAACAAGAUGUUGAGAAUUGCUUCCCUACAAAUGACGUCAGUCAAAUCAAAGAAGAAAAUGAAAAUUGUCAACAAUUUUUAGAAAAAUUGAAUGAAAUUUUCGGUUUUGACAAUGAUGACGAUCAUAAAGCAGAAAUUACUGAAUUAGUUAGUGAUCUGAAGAAGAAUGAUCAGAAACUCAGAGGAGUAAUGAAAUCAGAUCCCGAGACAGAAACAAAAACUUUGAUUAACGAAAUUUCUGAAAAAAUACCAAUUUUUGAAAAAGUUACUGAGAUUUUAGGAGAAGAAAACUUAGUUGAAAAAGUCCAAGAGCUUUCUGAAAUGAAGGAUAUUUCUGAUAGAGAAAACAAGCCAAUCGCAGAAUUAUUGGCAGAAUUGAAGAAAGAAUUAAAUGAUCUCAAAAACAAUAGAAAAGAGGUUUUGACAAUUUUGAAACAACCGCAAACGGAUGAUAACAUUUUGAAACAAUCUGUUCAGAUGCUAGUUAAUGAUAAAAAUGCUUGUGAAGAAAAAUUAGCAAAAACAAAGCUUGUUAAUGAAAAAAUGACAAAAUUAGUUUCAGAAAUCAACAGUACAUUAUUAGUUAACGAAGAUGACGACGGAGAAGAAGCAAUAAGUAAAAUAAAGGAUUUGCAAGCUGAAUUACAAGCAGCAAAUGAAGAAAUGAAGAAUAUGGAUGAUUAUGUCAAUAAAGUUAAAAACGAACUCAGAAAGCUUGAUAAUUUCGGAAAUGGCGACUUGUUAGGUGCCAUUUCAGCUGUUAAUGAAAGUGGAAAAGUUGCUGCUUUAGAAAUGAAACGAGAAAAGGAAAGAGCAGAAAACAUCAGAUUAGAUUUGAUCAGAAUUUUGUCAAUUGAUGAUUCUAAUAAAGAUUUUGAUGAAAUUGAAGAUGAAUUGAUUGAUCUGAUGAAGAAACAACAAUCGUUGCAAAUCAGAUUGGCAACAAUCUUCAAUUUACCUGAGAAUCAUCAAUCAUUUUCUGAGAUUUGCAUUGCUGCAAAAAGAGUUGUUGAUCAAUUAAAUGAAAAAUCAACUCAAAGUAAUGAAAGUGAAAAUACUGAAGAAGAGAUUCCAUGUAGCAAAUGUUCUGCUCUUGAAGAAGAACUUAAAUCAAUGAGUGAUGAAUUAAAUCAGCGAGAAAGAGAAAUAAAUUCUCAAAAGAAAGAAAUUUCUUCACUCAAAGAUGAAAUCGAAAACUUGGAAGAUCAAAUUUCAACACUGUUUUCAAAGUUAGGAACAGGAGUAACAACAAUGAAAGAAGCUCUUGAUAAUAUCAAGUCAUUGAGAAGAGAUUCAGAACUUCUUAAAAAGAACGAAUACAAGUAUAAGAAAGUCGAACGUGUUAAUGAUUCUUUGCAGAAAUUUAAACACGAACAGACAGCUAAAUACAGAGGGGUUGCUGAGAAACUUUCAGACCAAGCUGAUAUGAUGAAGAAAACUCUUGAAAAGACAAUUCGUGUUUCAAACGAAACAGGAAGUAAACAACUUGAAUUAGCUCAGUCUCUUUCACAAAUUGAUGAAGACAACAAGAAGUUGAUGUCAAUGCUUGAAUCUCCACGACAAACAAGCAAUACUAAAUCUCAAAUUCCGUCACAGUUUACGAAACUUCCAUGUGAAUCACCUCUUUCAAAUGAAGAACUUAGAUUGUUUAAGAAGAAGAGUUCAUCUGGAAAUCGCUCAAGUAUUGAUGUAGAAAGAAUGAGAAUGGUUGAUGAUGACCAAGAACUAAUAAGAAAAAAGAGGAAACUUUCCAAAAUCGAAAAGGAAAUAACAUUCAACUGUAGUUGCUCAAAUAACUUAACUAAUCAAUCACAAACAUUAUUAUAG
Molecule: messenger RNA, 5388 nt
Organism: Trichomonas vaginalis G3
Lineage: Eukaryota; Parabasalia; Trichomonadida; Trichomonadidae
Product: A-type inclusion protein-related family
Exons: 1
Coding region: 1-5388 (1795 amino acids)
Source: RefSeq, a predicted model, not a curated record